UUUUCGUAGAGGGCAGCAUACAAAUGGAGACAAAUAAUCAGUGAAAACAGCAGCUGAAUGCUUUGUUCCGUACACAACUUGAUGACGGACAUGGAGCAGUCUGCUGUGCAAGCUGAAGCAAAGCACCUCCCAGAAGCUGCCAGCACAGGGGCUAAUGUCCCAUGCCUUGGGUUAGUGGAUGCUAUCAUUAUCAAGGAGGAGUCAGAGGGGGGCGUGUGGGACAACAACGGCACCCUGCAGCAACAAACACCCAUACAACAGGUCCAGAUCCAAACCCAGGCCCAGGUCCAGCCCCAGGUGUUCUACCAAGCAGUGACCACAGGCUACCAGCAGCAGCAGCAAACGGUCAAGCAGGCCACUGCGCAGGUGAUGGCCGAUGUCCAAUGGGUCAAUACGGCCAGGAACAACCUAGGAGGGACCACUACAGUGACCAUUGAUCCGCUGGUUUAUGAGACUGCUUACCUGCAGGCCCAGGCUAACAACGCAGUCAAGACAACAGAUGAGAAUUCUCUUGAGGAAGAGCAUGAGAACGUCAUCAUUCCUAAAUCUAAAAACAAUCUUCAGAACGUCGUCGUCAUGUCAACAAAUAACUACGAGGAUGGGAGGAGAAAGUUUGACAAAAAAUAUUUCUGCUUGUACUGCGAGAAAUCUGUGUCCAAGAUGCCCAGGCAUCUGGUCAAGCUGCACUACACUGAGGCUGCUGUCAUUGACUUUGUACAUGAGAAAGACCCUCUCUUAAAAGACGCUAAGCUGGCGAAGUUAAGAAAUCUAGGUAAUCACAGACACAACAUGCACGUCCUCCAGAAGGGCAAAGGCAGUCUCAUCGUCAAGAAACGCCCCACCCUAGGGGCCGACCCCCGCGAGUACAUUCCAUGUUCCUACUGCUAUGCAUACUACGUCAAGCGUGACCUCUGGAAGCACGAAUGCCCUCUCAACGGACUCCGUGAUAAGGUCAAGGACAAAGGGUUGGGCGUGUCGGACGAGGGCGUGCUGUCCGUCGCGCAUCGGGAAUGCCCUUUGGAGGAGCUGCGCGGGGACGUGCUCGGAAUCAACAAAAUGGAUGACGUGUCGCACUGUAUCAGUUACGAUCCGCUCAUCCUUGAGAUCGCGCAGAAGGAAUGUCUGAAGUUGAAUCACGAUCGCGAAGAGGCGGUCUCGAUAAAACUAAGACUGCGUGAGUUGGGUAGACUGCUGUUAGAGCUGAGGUUUGUAAGCGGAGACCCUCUUGCCACGUUGCAUACCUUCAUCGACCCGGCCAAGUUUCAGAACGUCGUGAUCGCCGCAAGGCGGUUGGCGGGGUUCAACCACCGGAGAUACAACAACUCGUCACCGAGUCUGAACACUAACGUCGGGUACUCGCUCAAGAAGUGCACGUACAUCCUGCAGGCGAAGGCGUCAAGUCUCGGGGACACGCUCGCCUACAAGCGAGCUUCGGAGUUCCACGACAUGCUCGAAUUCCAGUUCCACGAAGAAACCACCUUGCCGCACUUUGGAAGCAUUCUGGAUGAAGGGAGAGGAAACCCAAAGUGGUUAUCACUCGCACAGGACGUUGCGUGUCUGACGUCGUACCUCAAGCGAAUCGCCCAUGAACAAAUGCGAAUGCUGCACACGAACGAAGACAUCUACGAUGCGUGGCUCAACCUCAGCGAGAUCGCCCUCACGCAGGUGAUUCUCUUCAAUCGACGGCGGCUCGGAAGCAUCGCUAAGAUGAAGCUCAGCGACUACGCCCGCAAGCACCAACCGCUUCACCCCGAUGUCCACGUUGUCUACGACGCCAUGAGCCUCUUCGAGAAAGAGCUCUGCAAGAAGCUGACACGCAUCGAGGUUAUCGGAAAGAAAGGCAAGGUCGUGCCCGUGCUUCUAACGGACGAAAUCAAGCUUUGGAUCGACAUUCUGGUUGCGAAGCGCCACGACGUGGGCAUCCCCGACACCAACGAGUACCUCUUCCCGGUAAUCCAGCCCGACUCCAGGGUGUCCAACACGGUGAGAGGUCUUGAGUGUCUGCAGAGGUUUGCCUUUGAGUGCGGUGCCAGCAGUCCGGAGAAUCUUCAGUGCAAGCAGCUGAAGAACCACAUUGCCACACUGAGUCAGAUACUGAAUCUGAAGGACAAUGAGCUAUGUAUUGUAGCGAGACUUACUGGACAUGAUGUGAGGAUACACGGACCUGAUGCUAUGCUCCAGGUGAUCAAGCUGUGCAAGGUGCUCAUAUCAAUAGAGAAUGGAGACCGGACUAGACUUGUAGCUCAGUCACUAGAUGAUAUCCCUCUCUUCAGAGACGAGGAGAUAACCGUUGAAUAUAACUUCAUGGAAGACGGGAUCCUGGAGACUCAGAUUGGAAUCUCUCCGGUUCCAAGCAGCAGAAGGCGUUCAGCAGCGUCACCGAAGAAAGCCCACAAAAAGAAGCAUAAGACAUCCUCAUCAACAAACGCCACUAAAUCAACAGGCACCAAGAAGAGUCGAUCCAAAUCCUCGUCAUCGUCUGACAGCCCGCGCAAGAAGCCUCAGAAGCGCCCUUGGACACCUGACGAGAAGGCUGCAGUCUUUGAGAUGUUCCAACACGAGAUCCUGCAGAACAAGCUCCCUGGUAAGGGUCCCAUACAGCAGCUCUUGGCUCGACAGCCUGUCCUUUGCCAUCGGACGUGGAGCAACGUCAAAGACUUCAUUAGGAACUACCUUGUCACCAAGUCCAGGCAAGGGCUUUUGUAAAGGAUCCCGUUCAGCCGCUCUUGUGCCAUGGGACAUAGAGCAACGUCAAAGACUUCAUUAGGAACUACCUUGUCACCAAGUCCAGGCAAGGGCUUUUGUAAAGGAUCCCGUUCAGCCGCUCUUGUGCCAUGGGACAUAGAGCAACGUCAAAGACUUCAUUAGGAACUACCUUGUCAACCAAGUCCAGGCAAGGG
Strongylocentrotus purpuratus (purple sea urchin) is the source of this 2900-nucleotide messenger RNA. RefSeq lists its product as uncharacterized. Lineage: Eukaryota; Metazoa; Echinodermata; Echinoidea; Camarodonta; Strongylocentrotidae. The coding region runs from base 58 to 2706 and encodes 882 amino acids. The transcript is spliced from 9 exons. The record is from RefSeq and is a predicted model, not a curated record.